AUGUCAUCAAAAUGUGUGAGUAUUUCACAAGUGGCUUCCAGUAUAUUCAGUUCAAACAGUGGAAAUUCAAUGAACGACAGUCAAGAAAAGAAUUCAUGUCCAUUUAUUCGAGUUGUAACGCAUAAAGUUGGUAUACUCGUUCAUUUGGGCCAACUGGUCAGUUUAUCUGAGGAUCAGAAAUCAUUUAUCAUGCGCAAUGUGAUUAGUAUCGACCCGUUAAGAGUACAUGAACGAACAAUUUCAGCAUUACAACCAGCGGGAAUUCUUGCACUCACUGAAUCCAAACUUCAAAGUCAACAUGGUAAAAGGGGAAAUUUUAUUGUCUGA
Schistosoma intercalatum is the source of this 327-nucleotide messenger RNA. The record is from the annotation of a GenBank genome assembly. NCBI's taxonomy places the organism in Eukaryota, Metazoa, Platyhelminthes, Trematoda, Strigeidida, Schistosomatidae.